This is a messenger RNA of Striga asiatica, 1137 nucleotides long. The record is from the annotation of a GenBank genome assembly. Lineage: Eukaryota; Viridiplantae; Streptophyta; Magnoliopsida; Lamiales; Orobanchaceae.
AAAAAUUUCAUACAUAAUUUUGUUUUUCUCAAUGGGCCUCAUUUUUUGGGCCUCACCAUGUCUCGCCUGCUCGGGCCCGAGCCCAAGCCCGAGCCCGGACCCAUCAGGGUUACCAAACGUGGUGCACAACUAUAUUCCGCUCAACGGAACCAAUAUCACCAUGCACGUGGCGGAGAUGGGCUGCAGCGGCUCUGCCGGAACAAUUCUCUUCCUCCACGGUUUUCCCGAGCUUUGGUAUUCGUGGCGCCACCAAAUGACCUUCUUCUCGGCCAAGGGUUACCGAACCAUAGCCCCCGACCUCCGAGGCUACGGGGAGACUUCCGGGGCCCCGACCACUAUUAACAACUCCACAGUGCUCCACGUGUUGGGGGACAUUGUGGGCCUACUUGAAGCACUUGGGCUUGAACGAGUCUACCUUGUGGCCCACGAUUGGGGCGCUAACCUGGCCUGGCUGCUGUGCAUGAUGAGGCCCGAUAAGAUCAUAGCCCUUGUCAACAGCAGCAUCUUUUUCAACCCGAGAAAUCCGAAGUACCCACCUACGGUGACCUACGCAAAAGCGCUUACCGACGGCUUCUACAUCAUGAGAUUCCAGAAAGCGGGAGAUGCGGAAGAAGCAUUUGCAUUGGUAGGGACGGAGACUGUGAUAAGAACAUUUAUGACCAUAAACCAGACAGAACCGUUAGUUAUACCCACCAACAAGAGUAUAGCCACGUUUUUCCAAGGUCCUCAAGUGCCAUUGCCCUCGUGGCUCACUCAGGAUGAUUUAGAUUAUUUCACUUCUAAAUUCAAUAAAACUGGCUUCACGGGAGGAUUGAACUACUAUCGAGCGCUGGACUUGAGUUGGGAGCUGACAGCAGCUUGGACAGGAGCACAAAUUACAGUGCCCGCGAAGUUCUUGAUUGGCGAAUUUGACAUGACGUACAAAUUUCCUGGCGUGAAAGAGACCAUAGCGAGUAAAAGCUACAAGAAGCUUAUUCCAAAUCUAGAAGAAGUUGUGGUGAUGAAGGGAGUCGGGCAUUUUCCCAACCAAGUGAAGGCCGAUGAAUUCAACAAGGAAGUUUAUAACUUCAUCAUCUCCAAACACUAGUUAAAAUAUAUUUACUUCUAUGUAUUGUUGAACUACCAAGAACUUUCAUU